CUCAAGAUUUUAUGACAGUUCUUACAACAAUUGCAAUGGCCUCUAAAAUUAAAAGUGGGCAGUCUAUCCUCAUUGAUGGUCAGAAGCAACCUAAUGAGGUACACUAUUAUUUACCGUUAGCAAGAACCCGUGCAGAAUAUGUGCCAUUAGAAGAAGAGAAUGACUAUGCUUUCAUUGAGAUAGAGAGUGUCAACUUCCCAGCCAAUGUACAAGCUUGCAUUAGCUACGCCAUUAUGGAUAAUAAUGAUGAUGCUGUUCUUAUUGCUACAGACUACAGCAACAUCUCACGAUUUCUAUUCCAAUCCACGAGUGGCCCUCCUAUUAAAAUAGAGAUGAUAUACAAAGGAAGCAAGACAAGAUUAAGAAUAAUGAACAGCUCCAUGACAUACUCACAUCUCCAGCAGCAGUUGAAGUGUGCAAAAAAGUUAUUGCUGGUUCUUGCAGAUGUCUUGACAGAAAAAUUAAUACGAUACGUGACCUCAAAUACAGUUUUGCUGUUCCCUGUGCAUCUCCCAAAGGUGGAUGUCAUUUUCUCUAUCACAAUCGUGAGCCUCAGCUCUGUGAUGCUUGUUCAACUGAAAAUAAUUUCAGAUUAUGUUGGAGCAAAGCAGCAAAACAGUGUGACUUGUUAAGCAAAGGUGGUGAAGCAAGAACAAAUGAAAAUGAUCUACUGAACUUUCAAGACAUUUCUGGCAUUAUUACAGGCAAAUAUGAAUUUGAGGCCUUUAA
This is a messenger RNA of Amphimedon queenslandica, 729 nucleotides long. RefSeq lists its product as uncharacterized. The transcript is spliced from 3 exons. NCBI's taxonomy places the organism in Eukaryota, Metazoa, Porifera, Demospongiae, Haplosclerida, Niphatidae. Bases 12 to 632 code for a protein of 206 amino acids. The record is from RefSeq and is a predicted model, not a curated record.